Molecule: messenger RNA, 2241 nt
Organism: Nematolebias whitei (Rio pearlfish)
Lineage: Eukaryota; Metazoa; Chordata; Actinopteri; Cyprinodontiformes; Rivulidae
Gene: psd2
Product: pleckstrin and Sec7 domain containing 2
Exons: 13
Coding region: 1-1650 (549 amino acids)
Biological process (GO): regulation of ARF protein signal transduction
Molecular function (GO): protein binding; guanyl-nucleotide exchange factor activity; phospholipid binding
Source: RefSeq, a predicted model, not a curated record
AUGGGACUACUGGUACUGCCUGGAAGUGAUCCAUCGCCCAAAUGGACGUUCAGCCACUGCACUCAGCAAACGCACGCGGCCGAUGACCCAACCAGUGAUGCCAACCUCACAGACGUCCUGUCUGACUCGGGGGGGUGUGAUGUGGGCAGUCUGGAGCGUCUGGAGCGUGGAAGCACAGACACUCUGGCCAACGGCUGCCGAGCUGACAGUGAGGCCGCCAAAAGGCUGGCCAAGCGCCUCUAUCACCUGGAGGGCUUCAAGCGCUGCGACGUGGCCAGACACCUGGGCAAGAAUAACGACUUCAGUCAGCUGGUGGCGUCAGAGUACCUGAGUUUCUUUGAUUUCUCUGGACUGGCUCUGGAUCGAGCCCUGAGGAACUUCCUUAAGGCUUUUCCACUGAUGGGAGAAACUCAGGAGAGAGAACGGGUUCUCGUCCAUUUCUCCAGACGAUACUGUCACUGCAACCCACAGACCCCCACGGCUGAAGAUGGAGCCCACACGUUAACGUGUGCCCUGAUGCUGCUCAACACUGAUCUCCAUGGACAUGUGAAUAUUGGGAAGAAGAUGUCCUGCCAGCAGUUUAUCAGUAAUCUUGAUGGCCUCAACAACGGCAAAGACUUUCCCAAAGAUUUACUGAAGGUCUUGUAUAACUCGAUCAAGAACGAAAAGCUCGAGUGGGCAGUUGAGGAGGAGGAGCUCAGGAAGAGUCUGUCAGAAUUAGUGGAGGAGCAGUGUGAGGGCGGGAGUAAGCGUGUUGCCAGGGUAACGGACGGCAGUAACCCUUUCAUCGCCAUUCCCAUUCUGUUAAACGCGGUCACCUACAAACACGGAGUGCUGACCCGUAAGAGCCACGCCGACAUGGAUGGCAAACGCACCCCAAGGGGUCGCCGAGGGUGGAAGAAGUUCUACGCAGUCUUGAAGGGGAUGAUUUUAUAUCUCCAGAAGGAUGAGUACAAGCCAGACUGCGACAUUUCCGAGGUGGACCUGAAGAACGCAGUGCGGGUUCAUCACGCUUUGGCCACGUGUGCCACAGAUUACAGCAAACGAGCCAACGUGUUGAAGCUCAAAACCUCUGACUGGAGAGUGUUCCUGCUGCAGGCCCCGAGCGAGGAGGAGAUGAUGUCUUGGAUCUUCAGGAUAAACCUGGUGGCGGCGCUGUUCUCCGCUCCCGCCUUUCCUGCCGCCAUCGGAUCCAUGAAGAAAUUCUGUCGGCCCAUCCUGCCGUCCUCGUCCACGAGACUCAACCAGGAGGCGCAGCUGCUGAGCCAUGAGAGCAAGCUGAAGCAGAUGAGUGUGGAGCUGGAGGAGCACAGGAAGCACCAGCCCUCCGUCGACCCAAAAAGCCGUGAGUGGGAGGAGUACCGGCUUAAAGAGCACUACCUCACAUACGAGAAGACUCGCUACGAGACCUACAUCAGCCUCCUGCACACUAGAAUCCGUGCCGAGACGGACGACCUUGAGAAGAUCGAGGCCAGCGUGCUCGGUGGUCUGAUCUUGGACGGCUGGGAGUGUCACCUUCGAAAGAGCCAGUCGUCCCCGUCCAUAAGCCAGUCCCACGCUGGUCUGAACGGGAGGACCAGUGGAUUUACCAGGACAGAGGAGCUGAGGGAGGACGGGCACACCCCGCAGCAGCACGUGCAGAGGGUUUAGUCCUACGUGAUUUGAGCUCUGAGCUCCGUGAGCCGUCACGUUCCCUAGCAAGCCCCAUGAAGACAAGGAGUGUGAGCAGACACCAACCCAGUGUCCUGCUCAACCUCACUUCUUUAACUGUCUUCACAUUACAAGUGAUCAUCCUGUGUUCAUAGCAGCACCGUCACUAUUAUUUUAUCAUCUCAGAGGAAGUGGGAACUCAUUCACGCUGUAGUUCUUUAGCUACAGGCAGAACUUUGACUCGUUAAGGUCAGAAAGAAAUGAGUCCGACUGGUUUGCCUUUUUUCUUCUCUGUUCUGUUCUGGUUUGGGUCAGACAGCGACACACACAGGUCGGACGUGGUACUACUGUAGCAUUAAGGCUACUUUUCUUAUCAAACUCCUGCCCACACACGCGUGUGUGUGUGUGUGUGUGUGUGUGUGUGUGUUAUGGACCUAAAAGUACAGGUGGAGCAUGAAGAUGUAACAUAUCUGUCUUUAACAUAUUUAUUUAUUUAUUUCACUUUCACAACCUUUAUUCAUCCCAGUAAAGAGUUUACACUUAGAUUUUUUCAACGUUGACACGGUGCGCAGGUGGAGCUGUACGAACUGU